This is a messenger RNA of Lucilia cuprina (Australian sheep blowfly), 1035 nucleotides long. RefSeq lists its product as uncharacterized. NCBI's taxonomy places the organism in Eukaryota, Metazoa, Arthropoda, Insecta, Diptera, Calliphoridae. Bases 181 to 891 code for a protein of 236 amino acids. The record is from RefSeq and is a predicted model, not a curated record. The transcript is spliced from 2 exons. Gene Ontology annotation, molecular function: DNA binding.
AUACACUUAUUUGUUUCUUUUUACACGAAUACGAAAAAUUUUUAUUCGAAUUAUUGCUAAAAAAAAAGCAACAUUAUUAAUAUUUACUCUUUGAAAUUAAGCGAAUAAUUAUUCGAAAAUUAUUUGUUGACAUUGGAUAUAUCAUAAUAAACCGUUGUUUAAAUAAGCCGUCAACACAUAAUGAGCGAUAAUGAUGAGUCGAAUAAAGAUGUGCCCCUACGUAAGCGAGCCAGUCUGGUUUGGCAAUAUUUUGAGAAGUUGAGCAGUGUCCGUGUCAAGUGUCGUAUUUGCCAGCAUGAGCAGAGAUAUAUGGGUAAUACGGCCAAUGCUUUGAGACAUUUAAAAGCUAAACAUGAUAUAGAUGCCAGAGCGGUGGGUUUAGCUGAUCCAGAAAAUGUUAAACGCAUGAAAGCUUUAUCCACUGCUGGCAUUCCAUUUGAGCAGAGAAUUGCGGCUAUAAAUAUUAAAAGUGAAAAUCGUUUUGAUGAAGAAGAUGACGAACAACAUACUGAAGAAAGCCGUCACAAAGAGGGAGAAGACGAAACUCAGUAUGUAGGCAAUUCAAAAUAUAGUCGUAAUCGUCAAAGAAUAUCGGUAUAUGAUAAUGAAGGUGACAUAGAUCCCUAUGGCAAUAAUGAAGAGCCUUUCAUAGAUUUUAAUGACAACAACAAUCAUUACACUAGCAAAGACGAAUUAGAUGAACCAUUAGAUAAUAAGCGUAAUUCGCAAAACAACUCAAACCGUAAACGCUCUUCUCUGGAAGAUGAACGAAUAAUUGCUGAAACGGAAUAUUUUCGAGAAAAAGCGGCCUAUUUUCGCCUUCAAAAACAUUUAACGGCUUUACAAGCCAAAAAGAUUAAAUUUGAACUGGAGCAAUUGUAUGCUAAAUAACAGGCUGCAAUAAAUAUGCAUAUGUUAUACUAAAUUAAAAUUACUUAAUAUUAGCUUGUAGUCUUACAUUUAAUGCAAUAAUAAAAUGAGUAUUUGUUAAAUAUAAAUAUUAAUAAAAACAAUUUAAUACGCAAAGUAUUAACG